CAGUUGUUAAAGCUACAGUCAGUCCAUAUCAAGAUGAUCAGAAUCUACCUUCUUUGGGGACUUCUCUCUCAAAUGUACCUGAUUCAGACUGAAGAUGCUCCUCAACCAAUACCAGUGACUACACGUCUAUUUGGAGACACUGUAUCUUUGCCAUGUCCCAAAGCGGAAUCUCAACAAUUGCUGUACUGGUACAGACAAACUGUUGGCCAACUGCCCAAUCUUGUCGCAUCUGUAUCCUAUGGAUCAGAACCUGUACUUAAAGGAGAGUUUAAGAACCCACGUUUCAAAGUGGAGGAAUCUGAAUAUGUGUACAAUCUCAUUAUCAGAAAUAUCAGCACAUUAGAUGAGGCAACAUACUUUUGUGGAAUGGGGACAAUAUUUGGGAUGAACUAUGGAAAUGCAACAUUUUUGGCUGUGAAAGGACACAAUCACCUUUCAUUGGUGCAGCGACCAGUUUCUGACCCAGUCCAUCCAGGAGACUCUGUGACUCUACAGUGUACAGUACUCUCUGAGACCUGUACAGGAGAACACAGUGUGUACUGGUUCAGAGCCGGAUCAGGGGAAUCCCAUCCAGGAGUCAUUUACACCCCUGGGAACAGGAGAGAUGUGUGUAAGAAGAGCCCUGAGACUCCCUCUCCUACAAAGAGCUGUGUCUACAGCCUCUCCAAGAACAACCUCAGUCUCUCUGAUGCUGGGACUUACUACUGUGCUGUGGCCACAUGUGGGGAGAUCCUGUUUGGCAACGGAACAAACCUAAGAAUUGAAAGAUCUCUGGAUAAUGUAGUCAUUGGACUGGGAGUGACAUCAGUUUUCUUUGUGAUUGUGAUCAUUAUGCUCGUCUUCAGCAGAAAUACAAAGCCAAUUUGUAAACAUUAUGAAGUGACUGUUGCACAGCAUGGACAUGACAACUCAACCACCGAACGUGAUCAGGAUCAAGAUGGAGUUACGUUGAAUUAUGCUGCAUUGAAUUUCUCUGAGAGGAAAAUUAAAAGAGGAAGAAAGAAGAGAGAGACACCACAGGAGAGUGUGUACUCUGAUGUCAGGUACUCAGACUGGGAGUGAACUUUGUUUCAGAUAGAGCAUGGACAAAAUUAUCUCAGUCAAGCAUCUCUAUUUAAACAAAAUGUAAGCAUUUUGGUUUAAAAAAUCUCAGGACAUUGCUUUCGUAUCAACUUUUACAAUUUUACAACACAAUAU
This is a messenger RNA of Coregonus clupeaformis (lake whitefish), 1197 nucleotides long. RefSeq lists its product as uncharacterized. NCBI's taxonomy places the organism in Eukaryota, Metazoa, Chordata, Actinopteri, Salmoniformes, Salmonidae. The coding region runs from base 34 to 1062 and encodes 342 amino acids. The transcript is spliced from 6 exons. Gene Ontology annotation, biological process: response to bacterium. The record is from RefSeq and is a predicted model, not a curated record.